Cheilinus undulatus (humphead wrasse) is the source of this 1302-nucleotide messenger RNA. RefSeq names its product Ras-related and estrogen-regulated growth inhibitor-like protein. The transcript is spliced from 4 exons. Gene Ontology annotation, molecular function: GTP binding; GTPase activity. NCBI's taxonomy places the organism in Eukaryota, Metazoa, Chordata, Actinopteri, Labriformes, Labridae. The coding region runs from base 20 to 625 and encodes 201 amino acids. The record is from RefSeq and is a predicted model, not a curated record.
CACAGCUGCUGCACUGAACAUGGAUGCUAACAUUGUUGUGAUGGGAACUGAAAGUGUUGGGAAAUCAGCUCUGACUGUGCGCCUCUUAACUCGGAGAUUCAUUGGAGAAUACGGAGAUAUAGAGUCUAUCUACAGUCACACUUUUGUGUUGGACGGGAGGGAAAUAACUCUCAAUAUUUGGGAUUCUCCCAUAUCUGAGGACUCAUCUGUGGAGAUGUCACUCUUUGAGAAGAAGGUUCAGUGGGCAGAUGGCUUUGUUCUUGUCUACAGCAUCUGUGACCGAGCCAGUUUCAACACUGUGAGCAGGCUGAUCCAAGCUAUCAAGUCCACUAAAGACUACCUGAAUGCAGACAAAGUGCCCAUAGUGAUUGUGGGUAAUAAAAGGGACCUCCACCACAGGAGGAUGGUGCUGAGCGAGGAGGGCCGCCUGCUCGCUCUUAAAACAGACUGCCUCUUCUACGAGGUGUCGGCGGCAGAGAACUACCACAGCGUGCUCAUGAUGUUUCAUGGGCUGGUGGGAAGGAUGAAGGAUGCUAAACUGACCAUGAAGAAACCUUUCGGGUUCAGGGGAAUAGUUAAAAGCAUGUCAGCAGUGUUUGCCAGGAGACGGACCGACUCCUUUUAGUCACACAGAGACAGAACAGGAAGUUUUCUGUUGAACUGCAUGAGACAGGUUAUGUGCAAAACUGCAUGUGCAAAAAACUAGCGGGACAUCAAAGUCUGCCAGAUGAGCCACAUACUCUUGAGCCGAAGAUGCCUCACUGUGACAGACUCCAGAGACGUAUGAAAGACUUCAAAGAAGAAAAAGCCAUGAGGCUUCGUGAAGUCAAAACAAUGUCAUGGUAGCAGAUGUUUUCUGGUGACAGGCUUCGAAGAUCACUGCACUUCUAGGACAAAAGACAGUCGAAACUGCAGUGUCAUUCAUCAUAAAGACACUUAUUUACUAUGGUUGGCAGCCUGCCAUGAAAAAUGUGGAAGUUUAGACACAAGCUAAAACUUCUUAUGGAAGACAAUCUAUGCACUGAAUAAAAGUCUUGUUACUAAAAAUUAUUACCAAGAAAAUGUUCAAAAUUAAAGUUCUGUAAAUGUGACUUUUGUAUGUCCAGAAUAGUGUCACGCUAAAUCCUGUCAUUAAUUAAAGAUUUUAAAGAUAUUUGUAUUUAUUGAAGUCUUAACACUGUAAAGGAAAACAGCACAAAUGUAUUCAUUUAUGCGCUCUACUCUGUACAGUUUAUUGAUUAUGGGUUGAUAAUUGCAUUGAUUGUCCUAACAUUGUGCUAUGGACUUCAAGGAAUUAAUAAA